CAUCUAAUUUAUACCAAUGGGACUUCUUUUAGAGACGACAUCUGCUCCCAUAUCCUCUUGUAGCAAAAGUCAAAAACCACAAAUCUACCAUUUUCAAGCCUGUCCUAAUUAAUAAUAUUGAUUCGCUGGUCUCUCUUUAACCUCAAAAUGCCAUCCGUCAUCAAAGUCGGCGCCGCUCAAGCGCGCACUCUAAACACCCUCACCGAAACUCUAACCGACCUCGAGGAAAUCACCAAGAAAGCAGCAGCGCAAAACAUCGAUGUCCUGCUCUUCCCCGAAGCUUACUUAGGCGGCUAUCCGCGAGGCUGUGACUUCGGCGCCGUGAUCGGCUCACGUUCCGACGCCGGCCGUGAGCAGUUCCUCCAGUACUUCCGCGCAGCGGUUGAUUUGGGGGAUACCCCUGAGGGAGCUGGCGACGCUUGGGUUGAGAAAUCUUUGCCUGCGCCGAAGAAUGGGGGCGUGAGAGGUGAUGGGACGAGAGAGGAGCUGGAGAGGAUUUCGAAGCAGACGGGCGUUUUCCUCGUUGUGGGACUAAUUGAGAGGUGUGGGGGAACCUUGUACUGUGGUGCUAUAUACGUGGAUCCUGUGCAUGGCGCUUUGGGGAAGAGGAGGAAGUUGAUGCCGACGGGCAGCGAGAGACUUGUUUGGGGCCAGGGAGCGGCUUCCUCGCUGAGAGCUGUUACCACGGAGAUUCGCGGUACUAAGAUUAUCAUGGCUGCUGCUAUUUGCUGGGAGAACUACAUGCCGCUCCUCAGACAAAGUCUGUACAACCAGAACGUCAAUCUGUUUUUGGCGCCAACGGCCGAUGCCCGUGACACAUGGUUGAGCGCUAUGCGCAUGAUUGCUUGCGAGGGUAGGUGUGUAGUUGUCUCAGCCAACCAGUGCCAGCGAAAGAGCCAUUUGCCCGCAUGGGUCAAGGGCGACGUCUCCAAGGGCGACGACUUCGUCUCUCGUGGCGGAUCCUGCAUUGUUAAUUCCAACGGCACUGUUCUUGUUGAGCCGUUGUGGGAGGUUGAGGAUGGUGGGUUGAUUAGCACCGAGGUUGAUAUGGAUGAUUGUGAGAGGGGGAGACUUGACAUGGAUGUUGCGGGAAGCUACUCAAGGAAUGAUGCCUUCAAUUUCUCAGUGGUUGGUCUUGAUACUACCCCACCAGCUUAGGGGAUGAUUAAUAGCACUAUAGUUAGUCGCUUGUUUAAUAGGCUAAAAAUUGCAACUUUAAGAGGGAGGAUACGAAGCACAAUUCGAUUUUAGAGGUGGUGAGCUAUAAAGCUUCCACUAACGUGAGAUUCUUAGCGGUGAUAGGGGCAUACGUGGUAAAAAAGGGGGGUGGUGGUGGAAGGUUGAUGGGGGGAAGGGAUGGCGGUGAGACGAGGUGAUGGUGGUGAGAAGUGAUAAACCAGCCAGUACGACGAUGCUCUGGGCAGUCUAUGCAAACGGCGAACAUCUGACUGCUAUUGUACGGUAAAGAUAUCCCAUAUUAUCUUUGCAGGAAAUGGAGCGAGUUUGGUGAGGAGUGUGGCUGUUGGUUGGUCGCCGUCGCGGUUUAAAUAUCCCGUUGGAUAUAGGGGCAGAUCACAGUAUAAUAGGCAUAUUCUUCAAAGCUUCAAUGGAGUUGGCUUUCGAGAGAUAGACAGAGCUAAAAAUACAACUUCUACUGAC
Molecule: messenger RNA, 1659 nt
Organism: Pseudogymnoascus verrucosus
Lineage: Eukaryota; Fungi; Ascomycota; Leotiomycetes; Thelebolales; Thelebolaceae
Product: Nitrilase
Exons: 3
Coding region: 148-1158 (336 amino acids)
Molecular function (GO): catalytic activity
Source: RefSeq, a predicted model, not a curated record